UCUCUUCCUUAAACUUAUAUUUUCAUGGAUGUACAUCGUGCUAUAAAUGUAUAAUUAGUCUAGUUUUUGUAUUUGCUAAAUCACUAUUGGUUACAUUCUACCAUGUUAUUACCACUGAUAAAGAUAAGACCGUCGAGCGUCCUUCUGUCUAACCUGGUUGUUGUGUCACACUGCCCUCUCCUGGUAGCACUGCAAAACAUCACUAAAUGAAUUCAUGAAAUAAAAUAAAAAACAUUCUUACCAGAUAGAAUAUGAAUUUAUGGGCUGAACACUUGCAUUACGUGUAUUAAGCCUUUACAUGACAUAAAUAUAAACAUAUACUAUAAACCUAUAUCUGUUGAACCCGCCCACUGUGUUGAAACAGGAAGUACAUUUAUACGGAAGUCGAGGAAGAAAUGGACACGAUCAGUCGAAUGAAAAUGUUUCUAAGCUGAGUGAGCUGUGACUUACAUCGAAAACAAGUUUCUCUGGGGGGAGAGAGAGGGGGGGGGAGACCACUGCCUCUAAAACGAGUCACGUCUGGGGAGAGAGAGAGGGACCACUGCCUCUAAAACGAGUCACUCUGGGGAGAGAGAGAGGGAGAGAGGGGGAGACCACUGCCUCUAAAACGAGUCAUAUCUGGGGAGAGAGAGAGGGAGAGAGGGGGAGACCACUGCCUCUAAAACGAGUCACAUCUGGGGAGAGAGAGAGGGACCACUGCCUCUAAAACGAGUCACGUCUGGGGAGAGAGAGAGAGGGGGAGACCACUGCCUCUAAAACGAGUCACGUCUGGGGAGAGAGAGAGGGACCACUGCCUCUAAAACGAGUCACGUCUGGGGAGAGAGAGAGAGGGGGAGACCACUGCCUCUAAAACGAGUCACAUCUGGGGAGAGAGAGAGGGACCACUGCCUCUAAAACGAGUCACAUCUGGGGAGAGAGAGGGGACCACUGCCUCUAAAACGAGUCACAUCUGGGGAGAGAGAGGGGACCACUGCCUCUAAAACGAGUCACAUCUGGGGAGAGAGAGAGGGACCACUGCCUCUAAAACGAGUCACAUCUGGGGAGAGAGAGAGGGAGAGAGGGGGAGACCACUGCCUCUAAAACGAGUCACAUCUGGGGAGAGAGAGAGGGACCACUGCCUCUAAAAUGAGUCUGUCUGGGGAGAGCGAGGAGAGAGGCACUGCCUCUAAGAGGAGGUAUUCUGAGAGAGAAGAGAGGCCCAAUGCCUCUAAAAAUAGUUUGCCUCAAGACACCAGUUCUACGAGAGACCAUGGUGGAGAGAGUUGUAUCGAGCCUGGACCUGAGGACACCAGAGACCAUGGUGGAGAGAGUUGUAUCAAGCCUGGACCUGAGAAAUGGAUUCCUCAGAGCUGUGAGACUUGUGACCAUGUUGAGGACUCCACACACAGACUUCAGAUUGAACCCUUGACUUCCACUGUCCAGGGAGUGACAAUGUUCAGGCACAGGACACCCAGAGGGAGUUAUGAGUGUACAGUGUCUGGGCUCCGCUGGCUGUGUGAGAGAGAUGUCAUUCUGAAGUAUCACUUCAGGAACUGGGAACCCUACAGUCAACUUCUGAAAGACAUGCGGUACACACAAGGUGGUCCAUUGCUGGACAUCACUAUGGAGUUAGGUGAACUGGAGGAAGUUCAUCUGCCACACUUUGUCUGUUUAGGGACCAACCCUUCCCUGAGGAAUGAGAUGAAGAUUCUUCAUGUAGAGGAACAUGGAGUGUCUUUAGAGGAAGUGCAUGAGGUCACCAGAUUCCAUGUUAAGAUUCUCCAUCCCAAGUUCUCAUCGGUCUCUGUGGUCCUGAACAAAAUCGCCUGUUGGAACGUAGAUGUCCACUGUGACGUGGUCCUCUAUUUGGCAGUAAAAAGGUCAACAGUCAUUUCAAGGCUGUACCUGCUCCUCAGAAACUCCAGUCAGAAAGAAGCUGUUCAGGACCGGGAGAAAAUCAGCUGUCCCAAGGAUAUUCUGAAUUUCUCCUGUCAAGUCCAAACGGGUCCUUAAAGCUGAACAGUUGGUUUGCACUCAAGAAUCCCCUCUCCACCUCCAUCAAUCCAGAGAAGAUUCAGCUGUUACCUGCAGACACCACACCAAGCUGUUGUAAGAUGAUAAUGGGAAACACAGGGGUGGACAUUGAGAUGGAGUUAAUCGGGGAUGAUGAGAGGACAGCGUGGAGAGAUAUGCUACAAGCAGAUGUGUACAUCACUGACACUCAUUCAACUAGUAAGUAAACAUGAGAGAUGCAAACCAAUGACUUGAGGGUCAGUCAACAUGGUUUACUGUAGGACUUGGACUCGUCCUGAUUUAUAAAAGACUGUCUUCAAGAACAAUGACAUCUCCUCCAGGACUUGAUGUAGAUCAGCCUGGUUCUGAAUGACCCAAUGACAUCUCCUCCAGGACUUGAUGUAGAUUAGCCUGGUUCUGAAUGUCCCAAUGACAUGGUAGAAUGGAUAGCAACAGUGUUGGGGUACAAAAUACAAAAAUAACUGUACAAAUGUUAUGGAGACACAAAGUGUAAAAACAUUGAAUAUAAGAAUAAUAAUUGGAGUAAUUUGGACUGGAGAGACCUGCUCCUAGAUCAACACGCCUAUUCAAUGUUUAGGAUUACCCUGAAUGCUCCCCCCCCCCCAAAACAGGGUAGGGACCUACCUGAAUUUGUCCAAAAUAAACAAUUUUGCAACUAUUUUGUUUUCAAAACGUUGUGCCACUGUGGGUGACUAAUGAAUACCCCCUGAUCUGAUUGGGCUGUAAAUCUUUGUCAAAAAAGCAGACCCUCUUCAGGAGAGAUGGAGGAGAAAGGAGAGAUAGUGGAGAGAUGGAGAGAUGAGGAGAGAGGAGAGAUGGAGGAGAGAGGAGAGAUGGAGGAGAGAGGAGAGAU
Oncorhynchus masou masou (cherry salmon) is the source of this 2866-nucleotide messenger RNA. Its product is annotated as NACHT, LRR and PYD domains-containing protein 1 homolog. The record is from RefSeq and is a predicted model, not a curated record. The transcript is spliced from 10 exons. Bases 1126 to 1992 code for a protein of 288 amino acids. Lineage: Eukaryota; Metazoa; Chordata; Actinopteri; Salmoniformes; Salmonidae.